Messenger RNA from Botrytis byssoidea, 384 nucleotides. RefSeq lists its product as uncharacterized. The record is from RefSeq and is a predicted model, not a curated record. NCBI's taxonomy places the organism in Eukaryota, Fungi, Ascomycota, Leotiomycetes, Helotiales, Sclerotiniaceae. Gene Ontology annotation, biological process: protein polyubiquitination. The coding region runs from base 1 to 384 and encodes 127 amino acids. Gene Ontology annotation, cellular component: nucleus. The transcript is spliced from 3 exons. Gene Ontology annotation, molecular function: ubiquitin conjugating enzyme activity.
AUGUCGGGACCAGCAUCCACGGCUUAUUCCGGAAGAACUUUUGCUUUGUUUGUUCAUAUGACAGAUGCGUAUCCCCAAAAGGCACCGGCGGUCCGCUUCAUCACACCAGUGCUUCAUCCAAAUGUAUCCAAGCAUGGUAGAAUAUGUCACGAAAUUUUCGAUGAUGGAUGGAAGUCAAGCUUUCACAUUCACGACAUCUUGAAGACUGUAUUCACCCUAUUCGAGAAUCCAAAAGCUAGUUGCGAUUCUGCUAUUGAUGAGCUAGCAACGCUGAAGUUCUGGACCGACCGAGAGACAGCUGAUGCGGAAAUCAAGAAAUAUGUAACCAAAUUUUCCACACGUACUAGACUUCAAUGGAAGACAGAAAUGGAUUCGACAGUUUGA